AUGAAAAAACACAAUCAUUCAAGCUUGGUUGAAUUUGUGCUCCUUGGUUUCCCUGAAGGAGGACCUGUCACAGGCUGGCUUUUUGUCCUGUUGUUGGUGGCAUACCUGUUCACUGUCUGUGGCAACAUGCUCAUCUUCUUAGUCAUACGAUUAGAUGUAGCCCUACAUACACCCAUGUACCAUUUUAUCAGUAUUCUCUCCUUCUUGGAGCUCUGGUAUACAGCUACCAUAAUCCCGAAGAUGCUAGCUAAUCUUCUCAGUGAGAAGAAGACCAUAUCUUUUGCAGGAUGCCUCCUUCAGACCUACUUCUUCCACUCCCUAGGAGCCUCUGAAUGCUACCUUCUUACAGCCAUGGCCUAUGACCGAUACCUGGCUAUCUGCCGGCCCCUCCACUACCCUGCAAUUAUGACCCCAACACUCUGUGUGAAGAUAGCUGCUGGUUGUUGGACUUGUGGUUUCCUGUGUCCCAUUUCUGAAGUCAUCCUGGUCUCCCAGCUCCUUUUCUGUGGCUACAAUGAAAUUGAACACAUCUUCUGUGACUUUCCACCUCUGCUGACCCUGGCCUGCAAAGACACAACCACUAAUGUCCUGGUGGACUUUACCAUCAAUGCCUUUAUUAUCCUUAUUACCUUCCUUUUUAUUAUAGUUUCUUAUGGAAGAAUCAUUUGGACCAUACUGAAAAUGAAAACAACAGCAGGAAGAAAGAAAGCCUUUUCUACAUGUGGCUCACAUCUCAUUGUGAUCCUCAUCUUCUUUGGGAGCAUUAUCUUCAUGUAUGUGCGGUUAAAGAAGAGCUAUUCACUGCCCAUUGAUCGGACACUUGCUGUAAUCUACUCUGUAUUAACACCACUAGUCAACCCCAUUAUCUACAGUCUCCGUAACAAGGAACUCAUUAAGUCCAUUAAGAGAAUCAUCUUCCAGAAAGGGAAGAGAGUUAGUGCAACUCACCAUUGA
Molecule: messenger RNA, 954 nt
Organism: Pteropus alecto (black flying fox)
Lineage: Eukaryota; Metazoa; Chordata; Mammalia; Chiroptera; Pteropodidae
Product: olfactory receptor 6N2
Exons: 1
Coding region: 1-954 (317 amino acids)
Biological process (GO): G protein-coupled receptor signaling pathway
Cellular component (GO): membrane
Molecular function (GO): G protein-coupled receptor activity; olfactory receptor activity
Source: RefSeq, a predicted model, not a curated record